Messenger RNA from Darwinula stevensoni, 3024 nucleotides. The record is from the annotation of a GenBank genome assembly. Lineage: Eukaryota; Metazoa; Arthropoda; Ostracoda; Podocopida; Darwinulidae.
AUGGACUUCCGGUUCGCCUCAUUUCUUGUCCGUUCUCCCACGGAUCUUCGACGCAUGCGUUUUCGUGGAUUCCUCGGUGGCGCAGCAAAGGCUUGUCACGGUCAUCAGUUGCACGAAAGACUGCCCGCUGCAGUAUGGCUACAGAGCAGACACCUGUCCAGUGGGACUCAGGCCGAUAUCGUUGUCAUCGGGUCUGGUCCAGGCGGGUACGUGGCAGCCAUCAAGGCUGCUCAGCUGGGUAUGAAUACUGUGUGUGUAGAGAAAGAUGACACGUUAGGUGGAACUUGCCUCAAUGUGGGCUGCAUCCCAUCCAAAGCCCUCCUUUACAAUUCCCACAUGUAUCAUGCUGCACAUGGCAGUGACUUCAAGAUGAGGGGGAUCGAAUUUGAUGGGUUGAGGCUGAACCUGGAAAAGAUGAUGGAGCAAAAGUCUGGAGCAGUGAAAAGUCUUACUGGUGGAAUUGCUCAUCUCUUCAAUCAGAACAAGGUAACCCACAUACAAGGUCACGGAAAGAUCACAGGAACGAACGAAGUCACGGUCUUGAAACGAGAUGGAAGCAGUGAGGUUGUGAAAACCAAGAACAUCCUUAUUGCAACUGGAUCUGAAGUCAUGCCAUUCCGUGGAAUUGAGAUCAACGAAACGGAUGUCGUCUCCUCAACGGGGGCAUUAUCUCUGAAGGCCGUUCCCGAGAAGAUGGUCGUCAUAGGGGCUGGUGUCAUUGGUGUGGAACUUGGUUCUGUGUGGUCUCGGUUAGGAGCAGAUACUGUGGCUGUGGAAUUCCUCGGACAUAUAGGCGGUCAGGGAAUAGACAUGGAGAUCUCCAAGAAUUUCCAAAGGAUCUUACAGAAGCAGGGCCUCAAAUUUAAGCUCCAAACAAAAGUCAUAGGUGCCGAGAAGUCCGAUGGGAAGAUCAAAGUCCACACUGAAGCCGUUAAGGAUCCAGGGAAGACCGAAAUGCUGGAAUGCGAUGUGCUGUUGGUGUGCAUUGGAAGGAGACCUUAUACUUACAAUUUGGGCCUGGAAGAAAUGGGAAUCGAGCGAGACGAAAAGGGUCGCAUUCCUGUGAACUCCCGCUUCCAGACUGUUAUCUCCAACAUCUAUGCAAUUGGGGACUGCAUUCAUGGCCCCAUGUUGGCUCACAAGGCAGAAGAUGAAGGCAUCAUCUGUGUGGAAGGCAUCACUGGUGGAUCGGUGCACAUGGAUUACAACUGCGUGCCGAACGUGAUCUACACGUCUCCAGAAGUGGCCUGGAUCGGGAAGACUGAGGAGGAUUUGAAGGGUGAGGGGAUCGAGUACAAUGUAGGGAAAUUCCCCUUCAUGGCCAAUAGUCGAGCCAAGACUAAUGCGAUGACCGAUGGAAUGGUGAAGAUCCUCGGAGACAAACACACGGAUCGUCUCCUUGGCGCUCAUAUCAUUGGUCCAGGAGCUGGUGAGAUGAUCAAUGAAGCAGCACUGGCCAUGGAAUAUGGAGCUGCUUGUGAGGACAUUGCUCGGGUUUGCCAUGCUCAUCCGGCAGGGAGCAACUGCUCUCCUCCAUUGUCUACUAUGGAUCUGUCAACUGCCAGGGCUGGAAGGGAAGUGGAUGUUUUCAUGGAAGAUGGGCACCCUGACCCAAGUAGAAAGCUGUGUGUGUGCAUUGGGCCCUGUCAUCUGGAGUACAUGAUUCGAGUAGAGCAAUGUCCAGGAGAUACAUGGACGGUUACUCGACGUUACAGGGACUUCUUGCGGCUGCGGCAGAGCCUCAACGUUUCCAAUGUUCCCCUCAUUUUGCCACCAAAGAAACUCAUAGGAAAUCUUGAUCAGGACUUUCUUCUUGAGAGGCAGAAAGCCCUUCAGGAUUUCUUGGAUGAAAUACUAGGACAUCCAUGGCUGAGUCUAAGCUUUGAAGUGAAACAUUUUCUGGAUCCUCAACGAUAUUCAUCCUCCAUUCAAGAGGUAUGCAUUGCACAUGUUGCAACAUUGAUCCGAAAUGAGCCCAACCUUGUCAUUGGAGAGUCUGUGCCUAACCUGGGCUGGAGAUCUGGUAGGACGCAUUUCUUUGUGACCAAGAAGGAUCGGCCAGGGCAAAAGUUCCUUCUCUCGUGGGUUCAGCAUGGACCUGAUAGGAUCCCACAGGGCAGAGAUCUCAGCGAUCUUGUCUCGAUGAUCAGAGAUCUCCAGCAUCCUUGGAUCCAGAGUGUGACUCAUGCUGAUGCAAGCGACCAGGGAUUUCUGGUCGUGCGGCCUUGGUGUGAGGGUGGAACCCUCAGGGAUCGCAUUUGUGGUGUGCACCCAAAGAUGCAUUUCCUUAAGAAGUAUGCCAAAGCAAAAGAGAGUCAUCCUCUCCCCGAAGCUGACAUCCGCACCUUGGGGAGGCAGAUUCUCGAGGCUCUGCAAUUCUUGCGUCAAAGGGGAAUCCCAUACGGCCAUCUGCACUCAGGAAAUGUCAUGAUAGAAGGUGAAGUUGCUCGUCUGUCAGACGUCGAGAAUGGACCCUUGGGCCUGUCAUCAUUCUAUCGAAGCUAUGCCCUUGCUCACAAACGAAUUGACAGCCUGGAGGCCCUUGAUGCUUAUGCAUUUGGCCACCUCCUCUAUGAGAUGGCAUUUGGCUCCUCACUUCUCCCCCAUAUCACCUGUGAUACCUUCCCCCCAUGCUCACCUGUGAUCAAGUCAACUCUGGAGAGACUGUUAACCACCGAAGCAGUGAAGAAGAGAGGGAUGCCAUCCUUGGGUGAUCUGCUUUCUCUCCCACUCUUCAGGGACCUCACUUUUUCUGUGAUAUCUGUUCCACGUCUCAAGCUUCCCAAAUCCCUGGCUGCACGCCUCCUUCAAUGCCAAGACUCCCAGGAGAAGCGUCUCUGUGCCGACGGCAAGGCUGUUCGACAGCAGAAGAAGAGGAAUCACCUCAUGCAACCAGUGAUUUGCAUAAUGAAUCCAGUUUUGCAGUCGCAGGUCAGUGAAGUACUGCCCUCUUUCCAUACUAAUGGUAACAACUGAGAAGUUGUAAAAAGGAAAUAUAAGUGGAAAUAAUUAUAUUUUGGACUU